CUGGUCUCGCGCGACAUCGCGCGAGGGCUGGAACGCCGUGAUGUUGUGAUGCUGUGACGCUGUCAUUUGAUUUGAUGCUCGUCGUCGUGCCAACUCCUAAUGCGGAAGCCAAUCCCACGUGGGAUAUGGGUGGCAGCCAACAAGGUUCUUGAUCUUCACUUAAGAUAAGAGGUAGGAGAAGAGUGUGUUUUCGUCUUGCUCCUCUGCACCACCACCUCGAUCUCUCCAUCACCAACCGCCAAUCUUGUUGUCCCUACUGAAAUCCCAAAUCGUCGCUCAUCCCAGUUCUCUUUCUAGCUAGCCGCGGCGAUUUGAUUGCCCAUCAUGGACGAGGAGCAGAAAACGACCGCCGAGAACCACACGAUGAUGCAGGGCUUUGAGUGGUAUGUGCCUGCUGACCAGAAGCACUGGGUGCGACUGGAGAAGCAGAUCCCACAGCUCAAACGAUAUGGCGUUGAUAACAUCUGGAUCCCCCCCGCAUGCAAAGGCUCGUCCAAGACGGGAAAUGGUUAUGAUAUCUAUGAUCUCUACGACCUGGGCGAAUUCGAUCAGAAAGGCUCCGUCGCAACGAAAUGGGGAACCAAAGAAGAGCUUCUGAAGCUCGCCCACACCGCCAAGAGCAACGGCGUUGGCCUGUACUGGGACGCAGUCCUCAACCACAAGUUCGCGGCCGAUCGCAAGGAGAAGUGUCAGGCUGCCGAGGUGGACCCCGAAGACCGCACCAAGUUCGUCAGCGACAAGUACGAGAUCGAUGCCUGGGUCGGCUAUGACUUCCCCGGCCGCAAGGGCAAGUACAGCGACAUGAAGUAUCACUGGUACCAUUUCAGCGGUGUCGACUACAAUGCCAGGAACGAAAAGACUGCCAUCUACAAGAUCUUGGGUGAGAAGGGCGACCAGGAAUGGGCUGAGAGUGUCGACGAUGAAAAGGGCAACUACGACUUCUUGAUGGGUUCCGAUCUCGACUACGAUCAUCCAGAGGUCGUGAAAGACGUGUUGAACUGGGGAAAAUGGCUGGCCAACGAGGUGCCACUCAAGGGAAUCCGGUUCGACGCAGUGAAGCACUACAGCGAGGACUUCUUGCGCCAAUUCAUCACCGAGCUGGAUAAGGACUACGGCAAGGGGUGGUUCUUUGUGGGCGAAUUCUGGAAAGACAGCCUCGAUGACAUGUCCGAGUACCUGGCGCGGAUGGGCAGGCGCUUCACCCUCUUCGACGUCCCACUCGUCUACAACUUCAGCAAGAUCAGCCGAGGCAACGGCGCGGAUAUGAGAAAGGUUUUCGACGGAACUCUUGUCCAGAAGGAGCCUAUGAACGCUGUGACUUUGGUCAUGAAUCAUGAUAGCCAGCCAACUCAGUCUCUCGAGGUUCCCAUAGAGGGCUGGUUCAAGCCAAUCGCGUACGCUCUGAUCCUUCUCCGCGGCGAAGGAUACCCCUGCGUCUGGUAUGGCGAUUUCUACGGGAUCAAGGGAGAGCAGCCUUUCCCACCGUCAUGUGGUGGCGCUCUGCACAAGAUUACACUUGCGAGAAAGCUGUAUGCCUACGGCAAACAGGCGGACUACUUUGACUACCCGACUUGUCUCGGCUGGGUCAAAUACGGCACCUGGGACCGACGCUUCGGUUGUGCUGUUGUGGCCAGCAACGCCGGCCCCGGGUCAAAGCGUAUGCACGUCGGCGAGAUGCAUGCCGGCGAGGUGUGGACCGAUGUCCUCGGCUGGAACGAUCGCGAGGUUACCAUUGGGGAUGACGGGUUCGGCGAGUUCGUGUGCUCCGGCACGUCCGUGAGCAUUUUCGUCAACCGGGAGGCGGAAGGCAGAGAUAGGUUCAACGAGGAAUUUGAUUCCAACAUCUACGAGGAGUAGGUACGAGUUCAAGGUUCUCAGUCAGCUGCUUUAUCAAACUCACAGGAGUUUUCCCCAUCGAGAUGAGCGGUAUCCGGGGGUUGGGCAUCAUCAACUUCCAUCGGCGAUUCUACGGAGUAGGGUUUGACGAUGUAGGUUGGUCAACAAAACCAAAGCGUGCCUGAGGAUCGAGCUAUUGUUCAGAACGACACAGCAAAGUCCCUUCAUCAGAUUGUCGUUGGGAGAUUGUCUGAAGACUGGAAAUAUUUUACACUGCCAGGUCGUUUGGGUCCCUAGCGUUGGCUGUAAAAACAGCUCGGCCCUCAGCAACCUCGGAGUCAACAACGCCGACACUGGCAAAAGCAAAGACUUUUUUCCGAUUUAAUCAUCACAGCAUUGCGUCUCGAUGUUCUUGAUGUUAGUUUGGUAUUUGGUGAUACUUACUCCCGAUUCGAGACGACCGGGCCGGAACGAAGUGGACCCGGAGGGCCCGGCCCGGUUCGGACCCCAGCGGUAUUGCAACGGACUUGUACAUUUGGGGUAAUCAUCCGACAUGCUGUGCAGAUGCCUGCGUGUGCCUGAACGGACCUAACUCUUUUUGGACAGCGUUUGGGGUCGAAUACAUUGUAGCGGAAGAUCGAUUUCUAAGACGCCGCGAUAGACACGUUAUC
Messenger RNA from Colletotrichum destructivum, 2507 nucleotides. RefSeq names its product Putative glycosyl hydrolase, family 13, catalytic domain, alpha-amylase, thermostable. The record is from RefSeq and is a predicted model, not a curated record. Bases 325 to 1857 code for a protein of 510 amino acids. Lineage: Eukaryota; Fungi; Ascomycota; Sordariomycetes; Glomerellales; Glomerellaceae. The transcript is spliced from 6 exons. Gene Ontology annotation, molecular function: calcium ion binding; hydrolase activity, hydrolyzing O-glycosyl compounds. Gene Ontology annotation, biological process: carbohydrate metabolic process.